CGCCCCUGAAGUUUGCGCCUCUGUGUCCGAGCAGGUGGAACUGCGCCUGGAUUAAAGACCGGACAUCAAAACAUACAUCUUAAAAAGAUGUGGAAAUCAGUAGUUGGACAUAAUGUGUCCAUGAAGGUGGCAUCGGAGGGAGAUGACUGGGAGACGGAUCCGGAUUUUGAGAAUGAUGUAUCUGAGCAGGAGCAGAGAUGGGGGGCCAAGAGCAUAGAAGGCUCUGGUCGGAAAGAACACAUCAGUGUGGCAGAGCUGAGACAGAACGUGUCUCGGGAGCAUGAGGUAGUGAAGAAGAAGGAACUGGAACAGGGUCCGAAAGCCUCGUACGGCUAUGGUGGAAAAUUCGGAGUGGAGAAUGACCGCAUGGACAAGGUGGCAGUGGGGCACAGCUAUGUGGCAGACGUGGAGCAGCACUCUUCCCAGACCGACGCAGCGCGAGGCUUUGGCGGGAAGUUUGGAGUGCAGAAGGAGCGGGUGGAUAAGGUGACCCUCUUCUCAUUGUGUCUGUUCAUCUACUACAGUGUGGCCAAUAAGAUGGGUCAUGUUGUCAGGGAUACCUGCAAUGGGUUAUGGAGUGAAAUGUUCAUUAUCCGUCUCUGUUGUUUUCAGUCAGCCAUGGGUUAUGACUACAAAGCAGAGGUGAAGGAACAUGCGUCACAAAAAGACUAUGCCAAGGGCUUUGGAGGAAAGUACGGUGUUGAGAAAGAGAAGAUGGACAGAGCUGCAAUGGGUUACGAAUAUAAAGGACAGACAGAGAAACACCAGUCCCAGAAAGAUUACUCUAAGGGCUUUGGGGGGAAGUAUGGCGUGGAGAAAGAGAAAGUGGACAAAGCUGCUUUGGGUUAUGAUUACAAAGGAGAGACAGAGAAACACCAGUCUCAAAAAGAUUACUCCAAGGGAUUUGGUGGCAAGUAUGGAGUGGAGAAGGAGAAGGUCGACAAAGCAGCUUUGGGUUACGACUACAAGGCACAGACAGAAAUGCACCAGUCUCAGAAAGAUUAUGCCAAAGGCUUUGGAGGCCGUUAUGGCGUGGAAACAGAUCGCAUGGAUAAGAGCGCAUCCACUUUCACUGAAAUGGAAUCUCCAACUUCGGCCUAUGAGAAGACACAGCCUCUGGAAGCCUCCACAUCCAGUGCUGGAGCAGGGAACUUGAAGGCCCGUUUUGAGAACAUGGCCCGUGUGUCGGACGAGGAGAACCGUAAGAAGGCCGAGGAGGAGAGGGCCAGGAGACAGGCUAGAGAGAAGAGGGAGCAGGAGGAGGCCAAACGCAGACAACAGGAACAGAUGAGUAGGGAAGAGAUAGAGCCGGAACCAGAGGAACAGAGGCCCCCAUCCCUCCCUGAGGGCAGGAAGCCCCCUCAGGUGACCAGGGAUCUGCCUACACCCCCUCAGGUUAAGAGGGAUCUGCCUACACCCCCUCAGGUUAAGAGGGAUCUACCUGCACCCCCUCAGGUUACCAGGGAUCUGCCUGCACCCCCUCAGGUUACCAGGGAUCUGCCUGCACCACCUCAGGUUACCAGGGAUCUGCCUGCACCACCUCAGGUGACCAGGGCUUUGCCUGAAACCCCCAGAGAUGAGCCUGAACCAGUGGAACAAGAAGACGAUCCGGAGUACGAGGAGCCUCCAUGUCUGCCCCCUCGUUCGAUGGACCUGCUAGACGACGUGGAACCGGAACCGGAACCAGAACCGGAGGACGAGUAUGAGGACAUCGGGGUUCCCGAGGCCCCAGAACCGGAGGACGAGUAUGAGGACAUCGGGGUUCCUGCGGCCCCAGCUGAUGAUAAUGAAUAUGAAGAACUGCCUGCUGGAACAACAGCCGUUGCCCUUUAUGACUAUGAAGGCCAGGACGACGAUGAGAUUUCAUUUGAUCCAGAUGACAUCAUCACAAACAUUGAGAUGGUGGAUGAAUCGUGGUGGAAAGGCACCUGCCAUGGGCGCACUGGCCUCUUCCCAGCCUCCUAUGUGCAGCAAAAAUGAACUCUACCCUGCCUUCGCCUUCAGAAUAACAUCAUUACUAAUGAUUAAUGCAUUUACCUUACUAGAUACUAGAGUGCACGAAUAAAAGCCAAAAUGGGCCAUUAAUGUUUUACGCUGCAGGUCAGGUAAUGUUAUCGACUGCUGAGGACCAAAACAGUUCUUUGUGUCAAGAUUUGUUUUUGCAGUCUACCCUAUGUUACAUUAUCUCUGUAUACUUUCAAUAUACUGGUUCUCAUAUGAAUAUAUGACUCAAUUUAAAAUUACAUUUUUGUAAAUAAGAA
Alosa alosa (allis shad) is the source of this 2261-nucleotide messenger RNA. RefSeq names its product hematopoietic cell-specific Lyn substrate 1 (gene hcls1). Gene Ontology annotation, molecular function: actin filament binding. The coding region runs from base 88 to 1980 and encodes 630 amino acids. Gene Ontology annotation, cellular component: site of polarized growth; actin filament; cortical actin cytoskeleton. Lineage: Eukaryota; Metazoa; Chordata; Actinopteri; Clupeiformes; Clupeidae. The transcript is spliced from 16 exons. Gene Ontology annotation, biological process: regulation of actin filament polymerization. The record is from RefSeq and is a predicted model, not a curated record.